Molecule: messenger RNA, 2031 nt
Organism: Triticum aestivum (bread wheat)
Lineage: Eukaryota; Viridiplantae; Streptophyta; Magnoliopsida; Poales; Poaceae
Product: peroxisomal (S)-2-hydroxy-acid oxidase GLO4
Exons: 12
Coding region: 716-1816 (366 amino acids)
Molecular function (GO): FMN binding; oxidoreductase activity
Source: RefSeq, a predicted model, not a curated record
UUAUUGACGGAGCCGCCGCUGAAAUCCGCCAUCGACGUGUUCAAUACUGUUUGAAAUUGGCAUGUCCCGCUUUGUCUUGAUUCUUGGUUAUCUUAUCCGCUCCCAGCCAGCAGCCAGCAAUCAUUGGUCAUUUCAUCCUCCAGGCAUCUCCAUUGCUGCCCAUUCCCCCCUAAACUAAUCUCUAGAUCUAUGUUGCUUGCUUGAUUGCUGCUCCACGCCCUCCUUCAGUUGGCUGUCUCAUACGGCCGCUCCGCUCUCGGUUUGCUGUAUUUCUCCAGCUCUCUUUGCGUCUAGAUUUCUGUUAGUGCAGAUUUGUUGUAGCCACUGCUACCAGCGCUACAGGUAAUACACCAGAGAGCACCGGUCUCGCUGAUCUGAACAUAGCUGCGUAUUUUGUAUUUCUGCCAGUGAAGUUUCAGAUGUGUUUUGCGGUUUCUGAGCGUCGAAUUUCUCUAUGAAUUGGUGCUAAGCCGUACCUCUGUUUAUCCAUUUUGGGGAUGUGGUAGAGGAGUAGUUUUUUUUCGAAAAGGAUGUGGUAGAGGAGUAGUACCUUUGAACAAUAGGCCGACUCGCAUCAUUGUGUGCAGUCAUGGGGCUUUGUACUUGAGUAGUUUGAGAUCCUGAGUCAUCCCAAUUUGCAUUGGUACAUGCUACAGCUACAACUACAUCAUCUAAAACCACGCUGGAGAAGAAUCCAUUGCCGGUUUACCCUUAAAUGGAGAACAAUCUACCAGUCAACAUUCGUGAGUAUCAAGAACUGGCCAAAAAAGCACUGUCAAAGAUGCACUAUGAUUACAUCAACGGAGGAGCGGAGGAUGAACACACAUUGAGGGACAAUAUCGCGGCAUAUGGAAGAAUUUUGUUACGACCUCGGGUUCUUGUAGAUGUCAGCAACAUAGACAUGUCGACAAGCUUGUUGGGAUAUAACAUGCCCUCUCCCAUAAUUGUUGCACCAACGGGGUCACACAAAGUAGCAAACCCAGAAGGGGAGGUGGCUACAGCAAAAGCUGCAGCAUCAUGUAAUAGCCUAAUGGUGCUAUCCUUCUCAUCCAAUUGCAGAAUCGAGGAGGUUGCCGCCAGUUGUGAUGCGAUUCGUUUUUAUCAGUUAUAUGUGUUUAAGAAGAGAGCUGUUUCAGCAACAUUGGUACGGCGGGCGGAGAGCAGUGGAUUCAAGGCAAUUGUUUUGACAGUUGAUAAUCCAAUGCUCGGUCGUCGUGAACGUGAUAUUAGAAAUAAGAUGGUUGCUCCUGACAAGCCAAACCUCGAAGGUUUAAUUUCAUUGGAGAAUCUUGAUACUACAGACGGCUCGCAGCUUGCGAAAUACGUGCGGGAUACGAUGGAUCCAUCCUUAUCAUGGAAGGAUGUGGAGUGGCUGAAAUCCAUAACCAGCCUGCCGAUUCUAGUGAAGGGCAUCCUCACGGCUGAGGACGCUAGAAAAGCAGUGGAGGCUGGGGCGGCCGGUGUGAUCGUCUCCAACCACGGCGGUCGGCAGCUUGACUAUGCGCCUGCCACCAUAUCCGUGCUCGAAGAGGUAGUAAAGGCGGUGGCGGGGGCGGUGCCGGUGCUGGUGGACGGUGGAAUCCAGCGGGGGACCGACGUGCUCAAGGCGCUGGCGCUCGGUGCCCGGGCAGUCAUGGUGGGGAGGCCGGUGAUGUACGGGCUGGCGGCGCGGGGCGAGGCCGGGGCCAAGCACGUGAUCGAGAUGCUGAACCGGGAGCUGGAGCUGGCCAUGACGCUCUGCGGCUGCCGGAGCGUCGCCGAGAUCACCCGGGACCGUGUCCAGACCGAGGGCGACCGGAUGAGGUCGCUGCUGUGAGCCAUUCGUGCGUGCUGGUAUGUGGCAAGGGCGAGUUGUUACCUCCCAGACGUGCCCUUUGUAUUCGCGCUUGAAAAAUAAGGAGCUUGGUGAAUCCCGGCUAUGCCAUUUCUCAUUGGAUACACCUCACACCAGUGGGGACGAACGAGUGUGAGGUUUUGUAGUAGUAGUAGAACUAAAACAUGAGAUGAUUUAUUUAUGUUUGAUCCACUGGA